GGGAACAGGUCGCGCCGCAGCCAUGCCGCCCCGCAGGUUCGCCUUCGGCCGCACCGACGAUGCCGUCCACCCGGAUACCAUGCGUGCCGCUCUCUCGGAGUUCAUCGCCACCGCUCUCUUCGUCUUCGCCGCCGAGGGCUCCAUUCUCUCUCUCGGAAAGCUCUACAAGGACACCUCCACCGCAGGGGGGCUGGUGGUGGUGGCUAUAGCCCACGCGCUAGCUUUGGCUGUAGCCGUGGCCAUCGCCUUUAACAUAUCGGGUGGCCACGUCAAUCCUGCGGUCACGCUCGGCGCUCUCGUCGGCGGCCGGAUCUCCCUUGUGCGGGCGGUAUUCUACUGGGUGGCGCAGCUACUCGGCGCCGUCGUAGCCGCCCUCCUCCUCAGGCUCGCGACCGGUGGCAUGAGGCCGGUUGGAUUCUCGGUGGCGUCGGGCGUCAGUGAUUGGCACGCCGUCCUGCUGGAGAUAGUGAUGACGUUCGGGCUGGUCUACACCGUCUACGCGACUGCGAUCGACCCCAAGAGGGGGCACCUCGGCACCAUCGCGCCUCUGGCCAUUGGCUUCAUCCUGGGCGCCAACAUCCUUGCCGGGGGACCGUUCGACGGCGCGGCAAUGAACCCGGCGAGGGCCUUCGGACCGGCACUUAUCGGGUGGAGGUGGAAGCACCACUGGGUGUACUGGGUUGGCCCCUUCAUAGGUGCAGCACUUGCAGGCGUUAUGUAUGAGUUCCUUAUGAUCCCAGCUGAGGCUCCUCGCACUCACCAGCCUUUGGCUCCUGAGGACUAUUAGCCUCUC
Musa acuminata subsp. malaccensis (wild Malaysian banana) is the source of this 793-nucleotide messenger RNA. Its product is annotated as aquaporin TIP3-1-like. The record is from RefSeq and is a predicted model, not a curated record. Gene Ontology annotation, cellular component: membrane. Gene Ontology annotation, biological process: transmembrane transport; water transport. Lineage: Eukaryota; Viridiplantae; Streptophyta; Magnoliopsida; Zingiberales; Musaceae. Gene Ontology annotation, molecular function: water channel activity.